Molecule: messenger RNA, 1416 nt
Organism: Letharia lupina
Lineage: Eukaryota; Fungi; Ascomycota; Lecanoromycetes; Lecanorales; Parmeliaceae
Exons: 10
Coding region: 1-1416 (471 amino acids)
Biological process (GO): transmembrane transport
Cellular component (GO): membrane
Molecular function (GO): transmembrane transporter activity
Source: RefSeq, a predicted model, not a curated record
AUGGCGAAAGACUCGCUGGAAACGUCCGACCAGUUCAAGAUGGUGGAGAUCCGAGACGAUCGGCAAACUCGGCAGCAAAAGUCCGUCGAACAAGAUCGCGAGGAUCUAGCCCGCAUGGGCAAAAAACAGGUGUUGAAAAGGCAAUUUGGCCUAAUGUCCAUGCUUGGCUUCGGCUGCAUAGUACUGAGUACUUGGGAAGGCGUAUUAGCCUUGUUCGUUGUGGGAUUUACCAACGGAGGCCCAGCAGGGCUAGUAUACGGAUAUCUUCUUACAUGGAUCGGCACGCUUUCAAUAUUCAUCACCUUGUCAGAGCUGGCAUCUAUGGCGCCAACAAGUGGAGGUCAAUACUAUUGGUGUGCAAUGCUCGGACCUCCUCAAUACGGCAAGGUUCUCAGCUAUAUCACCGGCUGGUUGACUGUUUUCGGUUGGCAGGCUAGUGUCAUCUCGGCUUCAUACCUUACUGGAACAAUGAUCCAGGGGCUUCUCAUUCUGAACUAUGCAGAUUAUGACCCGAAGCCAUGGCAAGCAAUGCUUCUGAUGUGGGCUUGUCUUCUGGUUGCCGUCCUCCUGAACACGCUUGUCAGCAACUUCUUGCCCAAGAUCGAAGGCGCCAUUCUCAUAUUUCAUGUGGUUGGAUUCUUUGCAAUCUUGAUUCCCUUGGUUUACCUUGCUCCGGGGCAUGGACCGGCUUCUGAGGUUUUCACCACGUUUCUGAAUGAAGGCGGCUGGGGUACUCAGGGGCUGUCAUUCUGGCUUGGAGUCAGUAGCACAGUCUUUGCGUUCCUUGGUGCGGAUAGUGUUGUCCACAUGUCCGAAGAAAUUCAAGGCGCAUCUGUCAACGUGCCACGGGCGAUCAUUGGAAGUAUCGCUAUCAAUGGCGCCCUUGGCUUCGGUAUGCUCCUAGCUGUGCUGUUUACCCUCGGAGAUGUGAAGGCUGUCCUUGGAACGGAUUAUAUCUAUCCCUUCAUUCAGAUUUUCCUCCAGAGCAAUAACUCGUCCGGCGGAACUACGGCCAUGACGGCAGUUAUUCUCGCAUUGACUUUCCUCUCGACCAUUGGACUCGUAGCAACCUCAUCGCGAAUGACGUGGUCCUUUGCGCGAGACCGCGGCCUUCCUGGGUGGAGAUAUCUUAGCAAGAAUCCACUGCCGAGCACCGAGGGUUCCCCGGAGCUGGCGUGGGGGCCAUGGAGGGUUCCGGGGUUUCUGGGAGUCGUCAACAAUGCUUAUGCAUGCAUCUGGAUGGUGAUAAUACUGUUCUUCAGCAGUUGGCCCAAGACAACCCCCACAACCGCCUCGACUAUGAAUUAUAGCAUUUUCAUCACGCUUUUCGUGGCCAUCGUCAGCGGGGUAUAUUAUGUUGUGUGGGGAAGGAAGACGUAUACAGGCCCGGUGGUCGAACUGGCCUUGCCAAAAUAG